Messenger RNA from Cladocopium goreaui, 3177 nucleotides. NCBI's taxonomy places the organism in Eukaryota, Dinophyceae, Suessiales, Symbiodiniaceae. The record is from the annotation of a GenBank genome assembly.
AUGGCUUGGCGGCCUUGGCUGAGCCAACAUGGCUUCCCUCUGGCUGCUUUCCAUGAGCUUCGUUGCUUUGGUACCUUGCCGAGGCAAAGUCGUUCCGCGCGCGCUACGAGCCCGUUGCUCCAAAGAGAACUGCAGAGAGCUUCCACUGCACAACAAGUGCUGACCAUCGUAGGAACACAUUUCCAGAUCCUUGAUGCCCGCAAUGUGAGCUUUGCAUUUCAAAAGAUUGCAGCCAUGCAGGCCACGACCUUCGACAGCGACAAAAACUUCCAAAAACUCUUGGGAUCUCUGGAGCGACUGGUGCCACAGCUUGACAGCAAGGAACUUGCAAAGCUUUGCAGCAGCCUGAGCACUCUGCGAGUGAAGGGCGAUGAGAGCGGGCCCUGGCCCUCUAUCAUCACGGAAGUGACCCACAGGCUCCAUGCGUCGCAGCUCACCGAGCUGGACAUCUGUGAGAGCCUCCGGGCCCUGGCGCGAGUGGAUCGUGGCCUGCGAGCCUUUGAGGCAGCGGAAUCCAUGGAGGUGGCUACCUGGAUGAGUUUCCAUGGAACCGUGAUUGUGAUGUGGGCGAUGGCUACUGCAGCUUAUCCGUUAAGCGCCGAGCUCCUGAACCACGUGCAUUCGCAGCUCUCUAGCAGUGCUUCCGACGAGACUCUGAAGUUAAUCGCCGUGGCAGCUGGAAAGGGUCAAAGCAGGGAUACCGGACAGCUGAUGACCCUGGUGGCUGGCCUGGUGGAAGUGGCACAUGGCGAUGGCCGGGUGAACCCGUCACUGCUACGGACAUUGCUCUGGGCUUCGGUGAAAGCAUCAGCGGUGGGGGUGGCUGUCAGCCUGGAAACCCUAAAGGAGCUGGCUGACCAGGGCUGCCAGGGUCUCCCAGAAGCUGCUGCAGCGGACAUCGUCAGUUUUGCAUGGGCCGUGGCUUGUGUAGAAGGUUUGCGCAAUCACAGCAUGGACCAUGUUCUGCAGGCUUCUUCUGCAGAGGCGCUGAAACGAAGAUAUUUCGAUGCACAGCAUCUGGCCACGCUGCUGUGGGCACUCGCCACCGGCACUGGAAGCGCUGCCAGCGCCUCGGCGUUGGCACAGCGCCUGGCGCCGCACGUAGCGAAGCUGCCGGAGAAGCUGCUGCUGCGAAGCACCAAAGCUCAGUUGAAGCUGACGGCUGAGGCAAAGCAUCUCGACCGUGCCAGCAGUGUCCUUCUGGAGUCUAUUUGCGAUGAGCUUUUGCAGAGAACCUCCACUGAAUCUGACGCAGAACAAGUCUCUCCAAGCACAGUUUCUUCAAUAGCAUGCGCUCUGGCACAUUCUCCACAUUCAGAGACCCAGAGACUUUGUGCUACUUUGGAGCCAAUCCUAGUGAUGCAAGCAGGCUCCUUGCCCCCAAAUCACUUAGUGCGGCUGGCUGUCGCUGCUGCCCAACUAGAAGAACCGCCGACCAAGCUGGUUGGUGCGCUGGUAGCUGCGGUAAGUACAAAGGCCAGGCAGCUACAUCCGAAGGACCUUCAGCGAGUAGCAAAGUCCUUAGCAGAGAUGAAGGUGGCGGACUGCCAGGUCAGGCUUGUGCGGGAAGACGCAGGCCAAGCCAGUGGCAAAACUUUCACCAUGGGGACGAAUUGCAGUCGCACUGACGACGAGACUCCAGGUGUUCUCCUCAAAAUGAGAAGCGCCAAACCCAUUCCUGUCUAUCUUCACAUCUACAACUUGGGCUCUUCAGGGCAGAUGUCCUUUGUGAACACCGUCUUGAAGUCUUUCGACAGUGGAGCAUUUCACUGUGGAGUGGAGGUCUACGGUUUGGAAUGGAGUUUCUCUGAUAUCUUGGAGGUCAAUGGUGAGAGAUCGCGGACUGGUGUGUUUAGUUCGUGGCCGAAGCAAAGUCCUGGCCAUCACUUUGUUGAAACCGUCAGUAUGGGCUGCACCAACAAAACGGAGGUGCAAGUGCUGUACACUGUAGCGCAAAUGGAGGCUGAUUGGCCCAUUUCUGAAUACAACAUUCUGCGGAAGAACUGUUGCCACUUCGCUGAUGCCUUGUGCAAAGAGCUCGGUGUUGGUUCUGUUCCUCAGCGAGUGCUGAAUCUGUCGAAAGCGGGUGCCUCUGUUGUCGAUGUCGCCCAUGCAACAUGCUGCAGCAGACCCAAGGCAUGCGGCGCUCUGAGCUGCUGCUAUGGUGCCCCGGUGGAGAGGAUGUAUCAGGAAGUUUACACCUCGCCGCGACACAAGGCCAAACUGGCAUCACCAAAAAGGCUGCAUCCCACGCAUCCAGAGUUCCAGCUGACAGAUCAAGACAGGUGGGUGAUGGUCAGCGUGAUCCAGCCCUGCCUGGUGAGUAACGCUCAGAACAAAGAUGUGAUAGGUGCACCCCACGAAUUUGAUCCUGUCUCCACAGAGGUCAAUGAAGGGUCGGCCCCAAGUCUUUUGGGCAAGCGAAGCUGGUCUCGCUGGCAGGAGGAGGAGCAGCCAGAGGCCCCAUUGAGCAUUCCACGGAAUACCCGGCGAAGGGCCCCAAGUGUGUCAUUGACCAAGACUUCAGAUGAUUGGAGCUGGCGAGGCUCCAAAAAGUGGGAAUGGGACAGCAGUACAGAUUGGUCCUUGAGCCACAAGAAAAAUGACGAGGACUAUAAAGAUUGGUCCAGCUGGGACAAAGACUACUAUGACUAUGACUACGGCAACUUCGGCAGAGGCAAGUGGUCCAAGUCCAAGCACAGAUCUGGUUCGAGUUGGAGCGAAAAGGAGGAGACUGUAGCCUCCAGCUCAGCUCCUGCACAAGCGACUGCGAAUGGAGUGAUGCUCUAUGUGGCAGUGCCCAUCGUCAGCGUCGGCAAAGGAACCGACUUUGAGUCCAAUGCAGCACCGCUCUUGCAAGCAAUUUUACAGGCCCAUUCGAAGGCGGAGUGUCUGUACGAAAACUGCGACAAACUUCCAGAGGCGAAGCGCAUCGCAAAGGAAGCCAAAGAGAGAAAGAUUGUUUCUGCUCGUGCCGAAGUCAGCUUUGUACGGCCAAGAGGCAGUGAGUCCCCAAUAGCUGGCGGUCUACAGGGCAAACGAUCGUUGAUGUUGGCAUUGGUUUUCGCUCUUGCCAAACAGAGAAGCUGCUUCGAUCGUUGCGUGACAUUUCUUCGCGCGUACAGCCUUGAUGACGACUUCAAGAGGCUGAUGGCUGAUUCAGGCCUUUCUGAUUGA